CUUGUGCUUUGGAAUUCUGAACCACAUGUCUCGAUAGGCCUAUCCACAACAACCUUCAUUGCAUAAAGAGUAAAGACAACAUGUACUCAGUUUCCCUUCAGCCGAAAAGUUUGGGGGCCAUCUAUAACCAGAUAGAGCAAAUUGCAGGGUCACACCAUGACUCUCUUCUCUGCUUCAUCCUUCUGUCUCUCAUAGUUUCAUAGUCUCUUAUGGUUAGUGAGUGCAGCCAUCAAUGACAAAUUCCCAUGUGAGUCCUCUGAUUUCUAGAACCAUGAAUAUCAUGAAACUGCAGAAUUUUGUCCCAGCUGGAAAUUGUUCAAGGAUAAACACCACCUCAAGAUUUGGUGAAAGAGCAUCAUGGUUUAGACCCAUUACCAUAAUGAAAGUUGCAGAACAAAGCUCAGGCUUAGUUGAAGAUGAAACACUUGCUCAGAAGAAAAGAGAACUUUACAUGGCGGUGGAAGGAAUCAAUAGGGGGAUAUUUGGAAUGCCAUCUGCCCAGAAAAUUGAAAUUGAGAAUUUGGUGAAGCAGCUGGAAUCUCAGAAUCCAACACCAGACCCAACUCUGGAACUGGAGAAGGUGGCUGGGUGCUGGAGGCUUAUUUACAGUACAAUAUCAAUUUUGGGAUCCAAGAGGACCAAGUUAGGCCUCAGAGACUUUAUCUCAUUGGGUGAUUUUUUUCAGACUAUUGAUGAAGUCCAGAGCAAAGCAGUUAAUGUGAUCAAGUUCAGUGCAAGAGGGUUGAGUUUGCUGUCUGGAGAGCUUAGCAUUGAGGCCUCUUUCAAGAUUGCUUCCACAACAGUUAAAGCUCCAUUUCUUAGGGUUGACAUCAAUUAUGAAAAAUCCACAAUCAUUCCUGAUCAGUUGAUGAAUUUGUUUCGGAAAAAUUAUGAUCUUUUAUUGAGCAUCUUCAAUCCAGAGGGAUGGUUGGAAAUCACAUAUGUUGAUGAUUCCAUGAGAAUAGGAAGGGAUGACAAAGGCAAUAUCUUUGUAUUGGAAAGAUCUGAAGAUGAUAAUAACCCCUAGCCAUCUUUUUGUGAGCCCAAAAUAUGCAUUGUAUUAAGAAUUUUAUUGGCCCAUUCAUUUUUUUGGGUUCAGAGGCCCAUUCAUGUCAGCAUUUUGUUGGCUCAUUCAAUUUUGGAAAUAAGUCAGCAUUUUGUCUAUAAAUAUACAGUUUUUUUUAAGAAAUAAAUUUGGAUUUUCUUCUACCUACUCGCUCUAAAUCU
Molecule: messenger RNA, 1227 nt
Organism: Lotus japonicus
Lineage: Eukaryota; Viridiplantae; Streptophyta; Magnoliopsida; Fabales; Fabaceae
Product: fibrillin protein 5 homolog
Exons: 7
Coding region: 233-1027 (264 amino acids)
Source: RefSeq, a predicted model, not a curated record